CCGCCCUCUGGCAGCCGCGGCCCGGCCCCGCCGCCGCACCCCGCUUGCUCGGGGAUUAGACACCGUAACCUCGAGAGGCCCCUGCCGCGAGGAACCAUCCCGCGGUGCAGCACUGCCCGUGUGGAACAAGUACCGGGGCUCGAGGGGUUUCCACGGGAUGCCCUGGGGUACUUUCUCCCGUACGUUUUCCUCACAUUCGCCACCUUUAUUCUUCUGCUGCGUGCCUGCCACAAAAUACGCGUUUCUAUGCCCGGUGACACUAAGGAAAUAGUAAUGCAUCCCUGUGGCAUAGGCGCGGAUGCGUGUGCAUGUUUGUAAAGAAACACACGUUAGAGAGUGCAGCGAUUCCUGAAGGGAAUGAGGAACUUCGGGCAGAUCACCCUGUAAGGGAAUCCUACAACAUUUUAUUCGAGAUUAUCUAACUGCCUCAGAAGCCAGUUGGCAAAAAGGCCAAAAGAAUAUCUGCUUCACAGAGGUGACUUUCAGUCAAAAAUUAACAGACGCUAUAUGGAUGAAGUUACUUUUUCAAGAGAAAAGAAUUUAGAACGUAUAUUACUGCCACAAUGCCUGAAGUAAACACAGAUAACCUGGAUGAGCAGCAGGUGCAGCUGCUGGCUGAGAUGUGCAUCCUUAUUGAUGAAAACGAUAACAAGAUUGGAGCAGACACAAAGAAAAAUUGUCAUUUGAAUGAAAACAUUGAUAAAGGAUUGUUGCACCGAGCAUUCAGUGUUUUCUUAUUCAAUACAGAAAAUAAACUAUUGUUGCAGCAGAGAUCACAUGCUAAAAUCACUUUUCCAGAUUGUUUUACCAACACUUGUUGUAGUCAUCCAUUAAGCCAUCCACUAGAACUAGAAGAAAAUGAUGCCAUUGGUGUUCGGAGAGCAGCACAAAGACGACUGAAAGCGGAGUUAGGAAUUCCCGUGGAGCAGGUAACUCCGGAAGAAAUUUCCUAUCUGACACGAAUUCACUACAAGGCCAAGUCUGAUGGGAUUUGGGGUGAACAUGAAAUAGACUAUAUCUUAUUUGUACAGAAGGAUGUAACACUGAAUCCUGACCCUAAUGAGAUCCAGAGCUACUGUUACGUGACACAGAAAGAACUAAAACAGCUCUUGGACAAAGCCUCCAAGAAUGAAGUUAAGAUUACUCCAUGGUUUAAACUAAUUGCAGAGACCUUUCUUUUUAAGUGGUGGGAUAACUUACCUAACUUGAAUAAAUUUGUCGAUCAUGAAAGAAUACACAGAAUGUAAAUAGCCAGAGGUGGAAGAUGCUGAAGGCUAGCAAUGAUAUGCUGUCUCACUAGCAGUUUGGUAACUCUCACUCAAGUGCUAAAAAUAUAGUCCAUCUGGAGCACAUGUUUAACAACCAUCUCUGAAUAGAGUUAUUUAUCUUUUUUGUUUUUAUUUUUUUUCCUCUCAAACACCUCCCCCAAGCCCCUUCUGCCUUGGGUGAGUUUAUCCUCAUCUCAUUUAAAAUGAAGAAUAAAUAAGGAAGUAACAAGUCUUAUGGCUUUGUCUUUCUCCAUUACCUUCAUCGUGAUGUGAAAGAACCCUCAACCUGUGUGUACCCAUUUUGCUCUUACUUCCUUCUGUAAUAACUGUGUGUGCUGACAAGGGCGCACAUAGUGACAAGCUCGUUCAGUAGAAAUAGUAUCCCUUAAACGUCACAUGACUUAAACUUAUUUGUAAAUGUUAUUUUGAAAGGUAGAGUUCUACAUUGAUGUGGAGAAGACUGAUUCCCUAAAGAAAAGCAAUUAGUUCAAAGCAAUCAAGAUAAUUAUACUAGAUCUCUUCAGCUACUCUACUGUCUCAUUAAAAAAAAUGUAAAAGCUUAUGUAAUGAGAUAGUCUGUGUGGACUGAGUUCUUUGAAGCUUGAAAUCUUGCACUAAUACCAAAAAGACCCACAGAUCAUUUAGUGCAUCUGAAACUUUUAAUAUCUUAUGUGAUGAUGCAUCAUUAAAAAAAGGUCUGUCAUGGCUUUCAAUAAUAAACACUUCCACCCCUCCCCCAUCCAGGUUAAGUGAUGACUAAAUACUGGGUAGUUUUUUGGACAUCUCUAAUUGGAAACUAAUGGUUAAUUAUAUCAAAUGUGAAUGCUAGAUACCUGACAUGAAGUAGACUCGUUGGAGGAAAGGUACACUUUACAUGGCAGUGCUGACUUCCAGAAAACAAAGGCAUUCUGAUGCAAGCUUUUAGAUCUUGCUGUGUCUACUAUAAGAACAGUCCCUGAAAACUCAAUUUUGCUAUUUAAGUAGUUGUUCAAACCCCAAAAUUAACGUUGGAGAGUUUAUGGGCUUACAUUAAAUCUUAAUUUUAGUUAGUAAGAAAUUCUACUUGAGUGUCAGAGCUACUCCUUUUUGAUCUUGCAAUUGAGUUACUAGUUAACAGAGUAGAGUUGUGUUGUUUUUUGUUCUUAAUAAUCAAGGGUAUGAUUGCAGCAUUGAAGCUAUUAUUCACCAGCAUCUCUACUGGUUCAGCACUUCCAAGCUUUAGGGUAAGGUUGUUGUGUAUUGACCUGAACUGAUGUGUUCUCUUAGAAUAAAUGGUGGGAGGGAAUAAUAGAGUAACAGCUCUGUUGAAUUCGGUGCAAUAUCAGCUACAUUACUCAAGUGAUGUAUUAAAGUACUUUUAAAAAGAAAUGUUAUUUUAAAGAUAAGACUAAGGAUUAAAAUUCCUAACCUAAAA
Messenger RNA from Rhea pennata, 2682 nucleotides. It is a transcript of the gene IDI1, whose product is annotated as isopentenyl-diphosphate delta isomerase 1. The transcript has 7 exons. Gene Ontology annotation, biological process: isoprenoid biosynthetic process; isopentenyl diphosphate biosynthetic process. Gene Ontology annotation, cellular component: cytoplasm. Gene Ontology annotation, molecular function: isopentenyl-diphosphate delta-isomerase activity. Bases 564 to 1247 code for a protein of 227 amino acids. Lineage: Eukaryota; Metazoa; Chordata; Aves; Rheiformes; Rheidae. The record is from RefSeq and is a predicted model, not a curated record.